This is a messenger RNA of Limulus polyphemus (Atlantic horseshoe crab), 6231 nucleotides long. RefSeq lists its product as uncharacterized. The transcript is spliced from 26 exons. The annotation marks the transcript as partial. The record is from RefSeq and is a predicted model, not a curated record. Lineage: Eukaryota; Metazoa; Arthropoda; Merostomata; Xiphosura; Limulidae.
UCAGAUUGCAUAGCUUUAGGUUUUUCUAAUGCAACAUUGAAUAUUUGUGGAUAUUGUGUGGAAGGGACAACAGGUUUGGAAAAAAAUUAUGGAAAAGAUUGUCGUGGAGUAUGUGGAGGAUCUGCUAUCAUUGACUGCACUAACGCUUGUGCUGGACAAGCUUUUGUGGAUGAAUGUACAGGAAAAUGCAUUGGAGGUACAAGUUCAAGAAAAGAAGACAAUAACCAGCAUGACUGUAGAGGACUUUGUUUAAGUUCUUCAAAGUUUGAAUACAGGAAUGACAUUUGUGGAGUAUGUAGUAAAGCUUCAGGCACUUUCUCCAUAUUCUGGGACUGUACAAACACAUGCCAUCUACCAGGUGAUCACAUACCCAAAGCCCAAUUAUUAUGUGGGCAAUGUGUAGAUGGAAAAUCAAAUAUAUCUUCCUCUGAAGUUUUAGAUGAGUGUGGACAGUGUAAAAGGGAUAGCAAACCGUGUUUUUGUAAUGGACAUGGACAGCUUGAUGCUUGUGGUGUAUGUAAUGGUCAAGGGAAAUCCUGUGUGAAUUUACAAAGUGUAUCUCCUGUUGCAGCACUCAAUAUGACUGACACUACUGUUAUGCUGAUUGGUGCUUUCAAGGUUGUUAAAGGAAGUAUCAAUUGUGUGUUUAGUUUGAAUGGAGACACUGAUGAAUCUAAUCAGUUAGUGACAUACGUAACAGGCUCAGGAAAUGGCACUGUGGUUUCUUGCAUUGUGAAACUACCAGCAGGUCAGUAUAAGGUUGGAGUUCAGCUGAAUAGAAAAAAUAUAUUUGCUGCUAACACUUUAUUUUUGGUAUACACUGACAAUGUGGGGUAUGAUGACAUGACUCCUUCAAGAGCAGCUUAUAAUGGUCAAACUGAAAGUAUUGCUGGAGUAACUGUGACCUUUAGGCAAGGAAAUGUUCCAAAUCUUCCAUUGUAUUGUUUAAUUACCAAUAUUGAAUUGCCUUCAGAAAAAACUGUCAUUGAAGGAAACCCAGACAAGCUAGCUACUUGCAUCAUACCAUAUCCAUCAACCUCACAGAACAUCACAGUUUCGCCCUCUUUAGAUGGGCAAAACUGUCUCACAAAAUCAUUUAAUUUUUCAUUUUUUGCACCACCACCUAAAGUGAGACAGGCUUACAUUCCAGAAGAUGGAAGUGCAGUAGUAGUAAUCUUUGACCGACCAGUGGAAGUGUCUAACCUGCAGGAUUGUUCUCUUCUUCUCUCUGCUUCCACAUUACAGCAGCUGGGUGAAAAAUCUCUCUGUCACUGGGCAUCCCAAACCCAACUUGUUGUUUUUGUGAGUAAACAAAUCAAAGGUAACACAGUCACUGUUACUCUACAGUCUGGGGUUAUAUCAGAAGCUGACCAGGAAGUGGCUGAAGCUAUGACUAGUAACCUGAAUGUUCAAGCCAGUAAAGUUCCUUCUGGUGGUGAAAACAAAGUGAUGAUUACUGGACCAAGUACUGUCUCUUUGUGUGGAAACUUUGUACUGACAGCACACUUUUCAUCUCCAAAAGGUGGUGGUACAGAUUUUUUCUGGACAGUACAAUGCACUGACAUGCAGAAUGUUGACCAGCACUUACUGAAUACUGUUAGAGGGACAAAAAUGCCUCAUCUGAUUUUGGAACCAUCUUUGCUAGAAGCUAACAUCAUUUAUGAGUUCAUUGUUUCUGUCAGACCACCAGGGGAAAGAAAUUCUCUUCAAGCUUAUCACUCAGUUACUAAGCAUUCUUUUCCGGCCCCCCUGGUGACAGUAUAUCCAAGUUUCUUGCUCUCAACAGAUCAACUGAGUAAAUGGGAGAUACUAGGAAAUCUUAGGAAGCUACCAAGAACAGCACAGAGCUCAGUGCUGCCAUCAGCUUGUGCAGUUGUUUCACAAAAUUUUUGGGGUAGAAAAAAACCAGGGAUUCUUCUGUCAGCUGAAGCAAGCUUCCCUGACUGUAUUGAAAAAUCACAACAGAUCAAAUUCAUGUGGACUGUGGAUAAUCCCCGAGUAAAGUUUGACUUUGUCCAUCUUUAUUCUUCAAACUAUAGGGUGGCUCCUUACACUCUACCUGAGGGUCAGAAAGUCACAUUUACAGUGAGAUCUUUUCUGGAUAGAAAUCAAACUCAGUUCACCUCUUCCUCAGUCACCCUAGUGACUCCUGUACACCAGUUCAAAGCUUUUAUACAAGGAACCUCAUCACGGAUUGUUGGAACACAAAGUGGAGUAAUGCAACUUGAUGGAUCAGGUUCAAGUCAGGGUUGGAUGUCUUUGGUUUAUCAGUGGAGCUGCCACACUGAUGACAAACAACCAUGUUUUAAUCAUAAGGAUAUGUCCAGCAGCAGCCUGCUCAUUCCUAGAAAUAAACAGAAGCAGCCAAUUCUUGAAAUAAAUUCGAAAUUUUUAAAAGCUGGAGAGAAACUAAAUUUUGGUCUUCAAGUGUUUAAUGUAUCCAAUCAUACACAGAACAGUGAAAUUGCCAUGGUUUCAGUGACUGUAGUUAAAGGAAAUAUCCCACAGGUGGUCAUUCAGUCAGUAACAGUUUAUGGAAAACCUGUGAUGCCGGACUCUAACCUUUUCAAUGUUCCUGCUGGAGCUGCUGUGAAAGUAAAAGCCACAGUUACUUCAUACACAAUACCUAUAUUCAUUGUUAUUUGGAAUAUAACAGACUUUCUUCAUUCCUAUGGUUACAGUGGUGGACUCCGAGGAAGAGAGAAAGGAAGGACAAAACUUUUUAUACCAGAAGGAACCCUGGUGGGGCAUGGUUUCUAUAAAGUUACUGUAACUGUAUGUAAUAAACAUGGAGGAUGUGGUAUGAAUAAUCUGACAUUGUAUGCUACACCUUCUGUCUCUCUGUGUCAAGUUAAGGUCAAAUCUUUCACAGCACUCAAUAGGGCAGUUGGCUGGGUUUAUGGAUGUUCCAUUCCUCUGGACAAAGCUCCUCUAACAUACCAGCUGUAUGUGAGGUCUCAACAAGGUUGGGUUCCUGUUACGCAGCCCCAGUACUCUAGUGUGUUUCAGUUUUUUGGACCACUUCUUCCUGAAAAUGGUGUGUUAGUUUUUGGGGCUGAGGUAUGUGACAAAUUUAAUUAUUGCUCUUGGUUCCAUUCUGAGCCUGUUCAAGUCAUGUAUCCUACAAAUAUCACUCUCCAAAAGAUGGUGCUAUUGGCUCGUUCAAAAGAAACAUAUGAUUCAGGAAAUCCCAUAGAUGCCUUGUAUCAGCUCUCGCUUGCCACAUUUGCAUUAGCAGAAAAUGUCACAACCAAACAAGUUAAAACUCUAGUGAAGUAUUCACUCUCAGCUCUCUCAGGCACUUUAUCUACUGGCAAUGUUCUUAUUGUGUACAACAGUAUGCUUCCUCUGUUAACCAUUAAUAAUACUGCUGUAAGAUUAGAUGCUAUGAUGAUUAUAGAACGCAUUACGAAGAAGUUGAUGGUGAAAAAGGUGACCCACAUUCUUCCCACAGUAAAGACCAUGUUUACUAAAAUUGUGGAGGUUUCCCUCGGUGACGUGAAAUUGAUGCAGCAGCUUACACAAACUUUAGGUGCUUUAUUAAAGGUAGCAGCAGCUGUUUUGACUAGAGGUCAGACACUGGAGUUGAAAAGUGAGCAUGAUGGGUUUCCUAAAGCUGUGUUAGAACAUAAAGUACUGGAUUCAGUUCCUGUUAUUGUCAAAGGAAAACAUUCUAAUGGUGAGCCAGUGGAAGCCAUGGUGGAAUUUUAUAAACAUGUAAGAAAUAGAUUCAGACACUGGCCAUGCGGUGAGUGGACCUGUGAUGGAGUGGUCAUAACUAUGAUAUUGUACCCUUCAGAUAGUCCAUAUCCAGAUGGUAUCUAUGCCACAAGACUUGCACCAGUGGUUAGUAUUGAGAUGAGGACACCUGGAACAGGUACUGUUGUUCCUCUCAGUUACAAUCAAUUUGACACUGUUCUGAUCAGUAUGACAAAAACUCAUAAUGUGUCAACAAAAGGAAAGCUAUCUGUUGAUUGUCAGUUUUGGGAUAGCUCAAAGAGGCAGUGGUCAAGAAAAGGUGUCAUAUCAUUAGGAUAUAGUGAUGGUCUUUUCUCCUGCUGGUCAUCUCACUUAUCAGCCUUCACCAUGUUAGAAGUAUCUAACAGAAUGACAAUGACCACUAUCAUUGGAAUUGCUGUGGCCUCAAUGAUGGCAUUUUUAAUAAUCUGUAUCUUGGUCAUUCUCUUUGUACGCAAGAAGCAAGCCAAAGUGUCAGAGGUGAACAGUGUAAUGCCUCACAAAGUGCAUCAGAAGUAGACUUCCACUCGAGAGAUAGGAUAAACUAACCAAUAAUGCCUUUCAACAGACAUGUACCCAUUCAAGAUGCUGUAAGAAAUAAACUAUGCAUUGAAACAAAAAUUAUAUGAGUUAAAAUAUUCAGGAAAGUAAUUUUUUUAACUCAGCAAAAAAGACAUAUUUAUCAUUAUUUUCAACUCUUUUUGCUAACUCUAUUUUUUAUGUCCUUCCUGUACAAUCAUGUGUAAAUAACUGGAAUAAAAUUAAACAAUGUGUAGGACUGAUCACAGGUAGUAAGCACUACUAAUUUCAAAUAGCUUGAAAGUUUUUAUUGUUGUUAUAAGAUAGUGUUUUGAAAAAAAAAAACAUCUGUUAAGACUUUGAAGGUUAUUUUUAAGGUACAUAUUGUCCUAUGUAACUGCAGGGAAAAAUUACUUAUAGUACCAAAUCUGGUGUGAUAGAAACUACAUUAGCCAUAAAAUGACAAAACUGCAUGAAGAACCAAUCUUUUAAUUGGUAGAUUAAAUCACCAAAAUAUUAAAAAGGAAAUACUUAAAACAGACUAAAGAAUUUAUAAAUAAAUUUUAGAGCUAAUGGUUAGAUACAAUUUAAAAGUAUUGCACUUAAAAAGCAUAUUUCCUGACUAGGAACUGUAACUGUAUAGAGGAUCUUAGUUUGCCUCUAAUAGCUAGAUAUACAACAAAUAUAGUAAAACAAUUUUUCAGUUUAUCAAUUGUAAACAGUUUAUGUAGUGAUGAGUAGCAAUUUUUUUUCAGUUGUAAAGAUAGCUUAGAUGUUGGUUUUAUACCUACAAAAGUUCAAUCCCAAAUUAUAAAAACAUUUGUAAAUUGAAAUAUUAAAUUUAGAAAGAUGAUCUUGUUUUUAUAACUGGAAAAUGUCAAACUUAAUGGUAGAAAAAUAUCCAUUAAUUAUUUAAAAUGCUGUUGAACCAUUAUUGAGCAAUUUAAAUUUUACAAAUAUAUUUUACUAUUCAUGAUUUUAAGAAUUAACCUGUCAUUGUUGUCCAUAAAGAUAUGUGUGUAACUUUAAACACACUGUUAAAUAAACUGUGUGAUAUGUAAAACGUUAUCUUACAAAAUAAAUUUCAAAGGAAUAAGAUAAUGCUGUUGUCCUAAAAUGUGUAUCAUUAAGAUAGUUUGCAUGAUUAUAAUGUGAAAUUAUGUUAAAUGGUGAAUUAUAAAAUGGAAAUAUGAUUUCACAUAGGCAGUGAAACUGGGGAGACAUAUACCCUCCACUUUGACCCAGUAGUGAACUGCUCCUUUGAAUGGAGAAUAGGGACUUGUGUGUAAUAUAAUUAUCAGGGAAAGUUGUGUAUUCAGUUUCAAUUCAGUGGUCAUAAAUAACAUAGCAAUUGUCAGUGCCCCCCCAAAUUCAAAUAUGUUCCACCACCUAUGUUAUUUAAGUAUAUUAUGUGGUAUCUUUUGAUGUGGAGUUGAAGACCUAUGUAAGACAUAUAUAAAAGUAUUUACUAUAUAUCUAUGUAUAUUAAAAUUCAAUUAAUACAUAAACAUUACUAUUUUUAUUUAGGCAUUUGUAGAUAAAAUUUCAUGUCUUUUUGUUUUUUUUAAUCAGAGUGAGGAUCAAAAGGUUUCAUGUUUAAGAUGUACUGCUACUAAACCAAACAUCUUUUGCACUUUCAACUAUAGAUACAUAAGAGUGACAGUCAAUCCCACCAUUUGGCUGAAAAUAAACACUUUAGACAGUGUGUGCUGCCAGCUGGUUACACCACAAAGUUACAGAAUUAGAGAUACCUCAACUACAAGGGGUCUAAGAUGUGGUGAUUUAACUCAUUAUAUGAAUAAAGCAUUCUUCUAGUAAGCUACUGAAGUAUCAUUAGUCAGUUGUGUUUUGUGUAUUAAUUAGCAAGAGCAUUUCCAAUAUGCCCUAUAAGCAACCAUCUCUUACCAGAAAUUGUAAAAAAAUGAUAUAGAAUUUGUUAUUAGAACUGUUAAAACCAGGACAAAGCUAUUUUUA